Camelus dromedarius (Arabian camel) is the source of this 2173-nucleotide messenger RNA. RefSeq names its product bMERB domain containing 1 (gene BMERB1). NCBI's taxonomy places the organism in Eukaryota, Metazoa, Chordata, Mammalia, Artiodactyla, Camelidae. Gene Ontology annotation, biological process: negative regulation of microtubule depolymerization. The transcript is spliced from 6 exons. The record is from RefSeq and is a predicted model, not a curated record. Gene Ontology annotation, cellular component: microtubule cytoskeleton. The coding region runs from base 170 to 784 and encodes 204 amino acids.
CUCCUGGGUACCAGUCGGCGCUCCCCGGCCUUGGCGGCGGAAGAGAUGCAGCAGCGUCACUAGCGCCCGGCCUCUUAAAACGCUGCUGGCUGGAGCCACCUCCCUCCCUGCAGCCCGCGGCGGGGAUGGAGUGAAGGGAGACCCGUCGACCUGUCCGCGGGGAUCAGCGAUGGAGUUAAAGCAAUCUUUGUCCAUCCAUCUGGAAGCUGAGAAGCCUUUGAGGCGCUAUGGGGCGGUGGAGGAGACGGCGUGGAAAGCGGAGGGACUGGGGAGAAAUCAGCUGGACAUCAUCUCCAUGGCAGAGACAACCAUGAUGCCGGAGGAGAUCGAGCUGGAGAUGGCGAAAAUUCAGCGUCUCCGGGAAGUCUUGGUCCGACGGGAGUCUGAGCUCAGGUUUAUGAUGGAUGACAUCCAGCUCUGUAACGCCAUCAUGGACUUGAAGCAGGAGCUGCAGAACCUGGUCGCCGUCCCAGAAAAAGAAAAAAGCAAGCUGCAGAAGCAGAGAGAGGAUGAGCUAAUCCAGAAAAUCCACAAACUGGUGCAGAAGAGAGACUUCCUGGUGGACGACGCAGAGGUCGAACGGUUAAGGGAGCAAGAAGAAGACAAAGAAAUGGCCGAUUUCCUGAGAAUCAAGUUAAAACCUCUAGACAAAGUAACCAAAUCUCCAGCCAGCUCCCGGGCAGAGAAGAAAGCAGAGCCCCCGCCUAGCAAGCCCACGGUGGCCAAGACGGGGCUGGCACUCAUCAAGGAUUGCUGCGGGGCCGCCCAGUGCAAUAUCAUGUAGCCCCCGUGUGGGGUGCCCCCGGGGCCACGGGGACCCCCCCCCAUCCUCUUGUCUUCAUAGCCCCCAUUUCACCGGGGCCCAAGAGCUCUCCGCGUCGGAAGGGAUUGAAGGCAAGCCCGUGACUGCCACCAGGGGCCGCCCUGUACAGAGUGUAGCAAUAGGGAGUCCCUCACCGUCGCAUGGCCCUUCCCAGAGCAUGCCGAACCCAGGAGUCUGUCUCACUGUUUAUCCAACCGCCAGGAAAGGUCCUCCCUCGAAAAAGUCUAUCUCCACUUCUAUCUAGCUGUAUCUAACCCACCGUGCUAAUGAACUGGGAGAGGGGCAUGAUCCCCAGGUGUGAAUAGUCGUAACUCGUCAACAGUCUAGCACCAUGUUGGACACAUUCCCCACCCAUCCCUCUAACUCUGCUGUCAGGCCUGCCCCAAACGGCUCCAUCCCCUACCCCCAUCUGUCCUCUCCCAGGGGCUGUGCCCGGAGGGCUCCACACAGCCCACGUGUCUUUGGAGACACAGAGGGCCAUCUGUAAAGAUUGAGCUUGUGUGUGGUGUCGUGGUCCUGUCUCCCGCAUCCUCCCCUCCCGUGUCUGGGCACGGCUCACAUCAGGAGUGUGUCCCUUCGCUCCUGGCUCUUCCUCCCCUUGCAACAUCUGUCCCAGGUGUGUGGAGCACAGUGGGGAUGGGGCCCUGGCUGGACCACAUCCAGGGCUUGGAAGAGGUAGCAGAGAGCUGGAGGCUCCAACACCAAGGCAAGGGCAUAUGAGAAGGGGAGCCAGAGAAGAUGCUGACCCAGGCACUCUCCACACACCGGGGGCCACCGGGCGGAGUGCCAGCGGGACACCACUCACCAGCCUAACACACAGACCUCCGCAAACAACAGUGGCAGGCAGGAGAGGCGGCCUGACCCGACAGUGUCAGGUCAGGUGGUGUGUUUUAACCAGCCUACCAAUCCACCUGUGUAACUUGACGUACCUUUGCUACAGCCAGCCCGGCACAGCCCGUGCGACCUCUCUGUCCGUGUGUGUGUCGUGACCGGCCUCAGUAGUUAGCAUCGCUCAAGAUUCGCUGAUGUGCAAUCACCCAUCGGAGAAAAUAAAAAUGGAAACCACGUACGCAGCAUUUUACAGUUUUUACUUUUUUCUUGACUGUAGAGGUAACCCAUGUACAUAGUUAACCAUUUCAAAAAUAUAGAACGUAUAAAGAAUUUUUUUAAUAAACUCCCAUAAUUCCUCCAACUUGGGACCACUCUGACACGUUGGCAUAUUUCCUCUCUGUCUCUUUUUAUGCAUUUUUUUCAUGACUAGCGUCCUAUUGUAUCAUUUUGUAACAGUUCUCUUUUUCUGCUUAGCAGAAUGUCACUCCCUUUCUGCCACAUCAUUAAAAGCUCUGUGUA